Phycodurus eques (leafy seadragon) is the source of this 626-nucleotide messenger RNA. It is a transcript of the gene emd, whose product is annotated as emerin. The transcript has 7 exons. The coding region runs from base 104 to 580 and encodes 158 amino acids. Lineage: Eukaryota; Metazoa; Chordata; Actinopteri; Syngnathiformes; Syngnathidae. The record is from RefSeq and is a predicted model, not a curated record.
CACGCCCACCCGCCCUCUUCCUCCUCUGUCCCAAACUUGUCUGGUCGGGAGACUUUUUUUUGUUUCCCCCUCCAUCGCAGAACGCUUCUGUCUGAUUCAAAUAAUGUCCUUGCGUGACAAAAGCGACGAGGAGCUCAGCAAGUUGCUUACCGACUACGGCAUCAAACACGGACCCAUAGUUGACUCCACUCGCAAGUUGUAUGCGAAGAAGCUUGAGAAGGCCAUGGAACAACUGCCAGUGAAACCCUCCUCUGAUAAGACUUACUACAGAGAGGAAGAAGAGGAAAUUACCUACGUCACGUACCGCAGCCCUGUCAAACAUGAACGUUAUGAAGACAUGCUGAAAAGGAGAUACAACAGCGAACCGCUUGAAGAUGAGGCAUCAGACGGAGAGACACAGCCCAUCCAGCGUAGGACUAGAACAGCCAAUCAAAACGCUGAGCACUCCAAGAAGGCGGUCCGGUCUGGAUGCAGCGUGUGGAGAGUGAUCAGAAUGCUACUGCUGCUAGCGGUGUUAGCAGCUGCCUACUACACCUAUUGUCACAUGACCAAAGACGAAAAUCCUUUCAAGCUUCAAUAAUCAAUAAACCGCCACUUCUAGGAUGCCAUGUCAUUUCCUUAACUUA